GCUCCGCUGUUAGGACCAGCCUUGGAGGCGUAGCUUUUGAGAGUAUCAGCAAGUGCAGAGAGAGAAACAGGCUCACAUUCAUUCAAGGAGGCGGAGGGAAGCGCUUCUGUGGACUCAAAGUUAUCCUUCGACAUCCAACUCAAUCGCAGACAAAUCUGUUCUCGGAGGAUUUCAGAGGGAGCAGGGGAAAACGACAACAAGGAUCUAUCCCAGUCAGAGGUGGUGUCUGUUACCCCGCAGUGAUCUGUGGUCCACUCCCAGUGCUGAAAAAUGAGUCUGAGUACCAGUGAGCUGGAGGACCUGUGGGAGUCGUUGAGGGAAUUGAACUUAUCUGAAACAUUCACCAACAUCACAAGCGUUGACACGAUGUUGUGCGCCACGGCAUUCAACCGCAACGCCCUACUGUACUCCAUGUGCGUCCUCUACACGUUCAUCUUCAUCAUUGGCCUGGCCGCCAACGCCCUGGUCCUUUGGGUGAACAUUCGGGCGCAGAGAGACUCCACCCCUCGCCACGAGACGCACAUGUACAUCGCGCACCUGGCGGUCGCCGACCUGUGCGUGUGCGUGACCCUGCCCGUGUGGGUGAGCUCGCUGGCCCAGCACGGCCACUGGCCGUUCGGCGAGGUCGCCUGCAAGCUCACCCACCUGAUGUUCUCCGUCAACCUCUUCGGCAGCAUCUUCUUCCUCGCCUGCAUGAGCGUGGACCGCUACAUCAGCGUCACUCGGCACGGAGACGAGGGAGGCCCGCGCAGGAAGUUCGUCCGCCGGUGCGCAUGUGUGGGCGUGUGGCUCUUGGCUUUGGUGGCUUCCCUGCCGGACACCUACUUCCUGCGCACUGUGAAGUCGACACACGGGGACAUCACCCUGUGCAGGCCCGUGUACCCAGACGACAACUCCAGGGAGUGGAUGGUGGGAGUGCAGCUGAGCUUCAUCCUGCUGGGCUUUGUCCUCCCCUUCCCCGUCAUUGCAUUCUUUUACGCCCUGCUUGCCAGAGCUUUCACCCGCACCCCCUCCUCUGCCUUGGCGUCGUCCCCAAUAGAGCAGGAGCGACGUGUCAGCCGCAGGGUCAUUCUGGCCUACAUUGUGGUUUUCCUGGCCUGUUGGGGGCCAUACCACAGCGUCCUCCUGGCCGAUGCCCUCUCGCAGCUGGGCCUGGUGCCGCUGACCUGUGGCCUGGAGAACGUGAUCUACGUGGCAUUGCACCUCACCCAGUGCCUGUCCUUGCUCCACUGCUGUUUCAACCCCAUCCUCUACAACUUCAUCAACAGGAACUACCGCUACGACCUCAUGAAGGCCUUCAUUUUCAAAUACUCGACCAGGACGGGCUUGGCACGUCUCAUCGAGGCCUCCAACAUCUCCGAGGCCGAAUACUCUGCCGUGGCCGUAGAAAACCCGCCGCAGAUGUGAAAGUUCCAAAAACUGUUACAGAGCUGAAUGCAGUGCAAACAUGUGUUAUAAUUUGUCCUGUCCACUAUCAGCAUUGCGUUUGUCACUAGAUGACAAUGAGAAGGAAAGGAAAAGACAAUCCAGCGUCCUUUUUUUACUGACAUUUCUAGUCAAAGAAAAGCUUGAAGACUUCAAAAUGUCAACUCUGGUGGACUGAUGGAAAAGCACUUAGAACGCAGGUUCAUCACUACAGCUGAUACACAAAUCAUGUUACUUUUUCAUCACUGUGGUUGUAAAAAACAGUGGCCGUAAAUGUGUGAAAUCAUUGGCUGUGCUGCAUAUGUAGGAUCGUAUUGUAUGUGCGUGUCUGUUGUGCUUGCUGUGCAAUGUUUAUUGAGUAAUAUUGUUAAUUUUUUUUUUGUACCUAGUUGUAUUUAUAUACAUUUAAACUGUUUUGCCUCCUUCAUGUUGCAAUGCAAAGUCUUCACACACUGAUGUCUGCUCAGUGCUCCACUUCAUACGUUGCUGCCUCAUCUUUUUAGUUGAGUCACUGACUGGCUCACUGUUUUAGUCCUGCUGUCUCAUUUUUAAUCAUAACCUCAUGUCACGUAAGCUGAACCCUUCAGACAAAUGAAAUAAAUUGGGUUUGAGUUGGCCCAUGCGACUAAGGACGUUAAACGCUUAGAAGAAUAUAUAUUAAUAUUUUUUAGGAUUUUGUCCCCUCAAUACCACUCUGGUGUCUGUAAACGAAAUACGAAGCGACAGAAGCUGCUAAUUAGGUUAGCUUAGUGUCGGUUCUUCUUCUUUCCAACAUUGUCUGGAGGCUUCAGCUGGGACUACUGAGCUUAAAGAGGAGAUCCAUGUAGCUCCUCACUAUAUUCUUGCCUAUUGAGUAUACUGUGCUGUCACUAUAUAUUAUAUCUUGCAUGCUUGCAGUGCGGGAUGCACAUGUCCAUGUGGUAUUAAUCCUGCUGCAUUAGCACUCAAGCCACAGACAGCUACAACUUUAUGACCAAAUAACAUGAAUGAAUAGCUUUACUCAUCUCAUGUAUGCAGCAGCUGUGGCGUGCAACACCCAACUGUUUAUUAGAGACCAAAUAACAAGAACAUCACUGCAUUACUUAAGAGUUGUGUAUGUGAGCGUGCCCGUGUUUGUGUGUGUGUGUGUGUGUGUGUGUGUGUGUGUGUGUGUGUGUGUGUGUGUGUGUGUUUGUAUGCAAGCGAGCCAAAGCUUGACACAAAGUGAUGAUGUAAAAACGCGCCAUAAAUAUCAAGUUGUACAGUUUACUCACUGUCUGUUGUAGGAAGCAAAGUAUUGUUUUGAUGUGCUGUCACGUGAUUGGUUACACAUGCAAGCUUUUACACUGAAAAGAUGUCAUGUUGCAAUUGGAACAGUGCGGAGACACGGACAUGUGUCUGCAAGAACAGAGGCAUUCCUUUGACAUUGUGAUGUGUAACAUGUGUUUUGUUAUAUAUUAAAUACCGAGAAAAUG
This is a messenger RNA of Mugil cephalus (flathead mullet), 2879 nucleotides long. RefSeq names its product atypical chemokine receptor 3a (gene ackr3a). Gene Ontology annotation, cellular component: membrane. The coding region runs from base 271 to 1407 and encodes 378 amino acids. Gene Ontology annotation, molecular function: G protein-coupled receptor activity; chemokine binding; coreceptor activity. The transcript has 2 exons. The record is from RefSeq and is a predicted model, not a curated record. Lineage: Eukaryota; Metazoa; Chordata; Actinopteri; Mugiliformes; Mugilidae. Gene Ontology annotation, biological process: vasculogenesis; chemotaxis; angiogenesis.